Epinephelus lanceolatus (giant grouper) is the source of this 5548-nucleotide messenger RNA. Its product is annotated as insulin-like growth factor-binding protein 4. NCBI's taxonomy places the organism in Eukaryota, Metazoa, Chordata, Actinopteri, Perciformes, Serranidae. The record is from RefSeq and is a predicted model, not a curated record. Gene Ontology annotation, biological process: regulation of insulin-like growth factor receptor signaling pathway. Gene Ontology annotation, cellular component: extracellular region. Gene Ontology annotation, molecular function: insulin-like growth factor II binding; insulin-like growth factor I binding.
UGUGUCUGAGUAGGAGAGAGCUAGAGAGUAAGACAGAGGGAGAGAGCUUUAGCCUGGCUUUUCUCUGCUGUGCCUUUCAGCUCCUCUCUCACUGUAGAAAGAGGCGUGUCCAUGGACCAGUAUAAAGUCCAAGGAGAGCCACUCGUGUUGAGCCAUUCUCAGGAGCGAGUCCUUUACACUGCACACCAGCAAGAGGAGGAAAUUGCAGCUGUUACUUAAAACGCUGCCUUCUGAUGACCUGCUUUGCGUUUGGACACUUGUAGACCAGAUUUUUUGGGGUUUCAUGAGACGGCGGGCGAGCCUCUGGACUCAAACUCGAAGAGAGAGCAAGACUCACCUGAACACAGUGGUGGAUAUCCUUCCUGCAACUGUUCAUUCCAACACAACAAAAAGUAGUUCUUAUCACCACUACAUUCGCCAGCCGAGCAGAUCACGAGCAGGCUCCAAUUUCUGCGCUGUGAAACUGAAUCAGAGGAACUGAGAGGCAAUACAGCAGAGGCAUUGUAUCCCUGCAAUUGAAACACUAACCAGCUGACAAUAUCAAAGACCAUCCUGGACAAAGCGCUCCUCUCAGACCUCCCUUGUUAGCUCUAAAAUCUGAUGUUGAAGUAGAAAGUCAUCAAAAGCUGCACAACACUCAGAGGAGAGGGAAGCAAAGGGGAGCGUACACGAGGGCAAGGGAUUGCGUGCAGGUGCCGGGGCUGCCAUGGUGCGUGGAGGUGGCGUGGCAGUAGCUCCGUCCUGCUGGAGCCUUUGGGCAUUUGGCGCCCUGUCGCUGGUGGCACUGUGCUUGUCGGACCAGGCCAUCCGCUGCCCGGUGUGCUCUGAGGAGAGGUUGGCCAGCUGCCGUCUGCCGGAGGGCUGCGAGGAGACAGUGAGGGAGCCAGGCUGCGGCUGCUGCCCCACCUGUGCCCUGGCAAAAGGGGCUCACUGUGGCGUCUACUCGCCCCGCUGUGGCACGGGCCUCCGCUGCUACCCGCCGCGUGGCGUGGAGAGGCCACUGCACUCGCUGAUGCACGGCCAGGGGGUGUGCACUGAUGAGAGAGAGGUGGAGGAGAACUCAGCAAUGGAGAGGCAGGAUGAGAUCAUCCCUGAGCACCCAAACAACAGCAAUAUCCGGUGCAGUCCACAGGACAAGCGCUGCAUACAGAAGACCCUGGCCCGACACCCUCCAAAAUCCACAAAUCAGAGGAGCAACACUGCCAGGGAGGAGACCAAGGCGGCGCUGGCUCCAUGUCGUGCUGAGCUACAGAGAGCGUUGGACAGAUUAGCAUCAAAUACACGUACACACGAUGAUCUCUUCACGAUUCCCAUACCCAACUGUGACAAGAACGGAGAUUUCCACGCCAAACAGUGUCAUCCUGCACGUGACGGCCAGCGAGGAAAGUGCUGGUGCGUGGAUCAGAAGACUGGCCUGAGGCUGCCGGGUCCGCUGGAGCUGCGAGGGGAUCUGGACUGCCACCAGUUAAUGACUGCUACCCUGAGGGAUUGAGGAGUGGAGUGGCAGUAGGGGGUGCAGGACCAGCUGAAGUCUACUGGUGCUUAUUAGUAGAACUACAUGAGGAAAAGGACUUUGCUCUAAAGCCUCACUUCACCUGAGGCCAAUGGUACUUGAGCCUGCGCAACAAAAAAGGAAACCAUUGAAUUGAGUUCUUUUGCUAUUUUGUUUCUGUGUGUGAGAGUAUGUGAUCUCUGAGUCUUUUGAGCACUUGUUGUGUAUUGUUUCUACGAUGUGAACUUAAGACCGUUAGUCUUUAGACACAUGCGCUUUAAAGUUACAGGUGGCAGAAAAAAACCUUCCAAUAACAGUCGUAGUUGUGAUCUUUGUUAGAGCGAGAAAUGUGUCGUUUUCUCAAGUCUAACUUAAGUAGAGUAUUCUUGAAAAGUAAGAAAAUGCAUUGACCCCACCAGAUAAUCAGACCUGAGAUACAACAGGAGUUGUUUAUAAUAUUCUCUCUGGAGCACUAGAUCAGUUGGAAUCGCUGCAUCAGGACAAUCCAGACAGAUGAUCAAUUAAAGGAUCACGUACUAGUUUUUUCACACAAUUUGUGUAAUUGGUUGUAAAGUGUGGCUCUUAUUUGACUGUCCCAUAUGUCGUAAACCCCACCCAUCUGGUAAGUAGGUUAAAACAAACACGAGUCUAGUUCAGCGACGACACAAGAGUAGCAAUAAAAGAUGGGAUGAGAACAACAAAUACAUAAAAAAAAGAAAUGGGAAACAAAGGAGUGCAACAAUCCCCUGCCUUGAGUUACCAAAUGAUAAGCCAUAGCUUUUCACAACAUCAAGACCAAAGUGAAAAGUGAGAUUAGUUUGAACAACUGUAUCUCUGAAAGGCCAGAGUAGAUUUGCUUCAUCACCCCGUGGUUAACUCUGCUUCCUCUCUUUGCCGACGAGCUCUCUGUAGCAUCGUGGUCCAGAGGGACUGGCAGCGUAGCAGGGCUAGAAACUCUGUACACUGCUGAUAGGAUAAUCUUAUUUCUCCAGCUGGUGCUAAGAUGCCAGUGUGACUUUCAUGUUUGUAUGAAUAUGCUUCAACAUACAGGAUUUCUCUCCAAACAGACUGCUUGGCAGAACUUUGGUGGUGCUAUAUACUGAUUGUGCCAAAAUACACAACAAAAAAAAUGGCUUCUGCACUUUUUGGGCAUUGUUUAGGAUUGGAACAGAAGACUGGGAUUUUCAGGAAGUGGAGCAAUUAGCAUCAGCAAGUGUGAGGAUCACCUAAAUGUGUGACCAUCUGCACUAGCUACUGGCAAUGGCUGCUUUCCAUGUGUGUAUUCAAUGUUAUUGUUAAAACAUAAAAGGAACAUCCCACAUUGGUGCUGCACUAUCACUGCAGCUAACUGGCUGAAUGUUUUAUUGGCCAGCGUUGAACACUGCAGGCGUGAUGUGUCUUAAAUAUACAAGCAGAGUGUAAUAAGCUCCUGGCAGCAUAGCAACACCUAGUUAACAUGAAGCUAUGAAUGGAGGGGUGUAGCAGUAAAGAUAGCUUAAUGAUUAUGUGGAAACCAGAGUUUCCUCUGUCAACCUGGCAGCGAUAGUUCUCAGUUUUCAUAUCGUCUGUGGGGCAUCACACUACUAAUUAAAGGAGUGUAUUACCAGUGCAAAAGACAUAACUACUCAUCUGAUAUUUUAGAUACUGUAGGCGAGACUGGUAAUAUUCUUAUAGCAAUUUGAUUGUACUGGUGGUGUGUAUUAUGAGUUCAGGUGAGAGCAGCAGGUUUAAGCUAAUGCUGGUGUUUGUCACCAGCAGAUAAGGACAGCCUGCUCAAUCUGUCCCAUGGGAGACUAUGGUUAUUAUUAACUCAAGCACAAAUUCAUGUUGUGCAGAUGGACAAUGAUUAUUAGUGACACAGAACGACAUAAAUUUUAGCCUAACAAAUCAUCUGUGUGUAGAUUACGGUGCAGUAACAUCAGAUAUGUUAAAAAUAAAGUAGAUUAGAAUGAGACAGAUAUUCACAGCUACUGUCACACAAUUAAUUUUUAGUUCUUUGUUGGUUUUUGUCUCCACAUUCAAUUUUACCUCAAUGUCAGGUAAGCUUUAAAUAGGACUAUUUGAGCACAACACACCCGAGGUGUGGACUUGAGUCACAUGACUUGGAUUCAAGUCACAAAUUUGAUGACUUUGGACUCAACUUGACAAAACCAAAAGUUGGACUUUUACACCAGUGACUCCUGACUUCACUUGGACUUGAGCCAUCUGACUUGAAAAUACUUGAUAACUACCCCCAAGCCUAAAGAUAAAAAUAUGUUAUUCAAAAAGUGUGCAAUGAAUCAAUUAAUUUCCCUUAAUUUCCUGAAUCAACUAACAUUUACGCAAUUCAUUCCCAACAAGCUGACACUUAAUUCCCUAGAUGUGCUUUGUUUAAACCAAUCAAACAGCAUCAAAUCAAAUUGCAGGACAGAACCAGGAAGAACUUCCAAGAAACUUGUUUUAAUAAAUAAAUGUAAAAUGUAAUAGCUUUCAAAAUGUAACAUGACUUGUUUAGGACUAAAUACUCAAAGUUUAGGACUUGGCACCUGACUUAGGGCUUGAGCUUAAGACUUGAGACUUAAUUGUGACUUACAAAACAAUGACUUGGUCCCACCUCUGCAACACACUAAAGGGAGGUUCAUUCAGCUCCACACAAAAAAUAAAAAGUGCCAUGACACCCAUUAUUAUCAUUAUUAUUAUCAUUAUUAUCAUUAUUAUUAUUAUUAUUACUAUUAUUAUGCAUUUUUUGCACAUUUUUCCACAUUGAAUUUGGUCUAUUUUGUUCCCUAAAAAGCAGUAGUACACAUAUAUAAAUUGUGGGUCAGAGAAAAAUAAAAACCUCAAAUUUUGUUGCCUCUCUCAUUUGAUUAUUGUGCAAGGUAAAGGUAGUAAACCAUGACCUUUAGGUGUAAAAAGUAGUUGCUCUCCCACAAUAAUCUCAAUGCAGCUAACUGUGGACAGUUGAUAUGGGCCAGCCGAUUCCCAGAAUUAAUCUGACAAAUGUUUUCCCUUAUUUCUCUAAUGUAUCAUCAGACGGCACUUAGGGGUGUGAGGGUAAAAUACUUCAUUAUUUGUGCACAGAAAAACUUGGAGGGUGUGUUUAAGUGCACUUUGUCUUCUGCCAUUUUGCAACAAAACUCCCUUAAGAAACUGGAAUAAAAAUCUUUGAAAGAAUAAUCAGUUUUCUGUAGAUGCACACCCUAUAUGAUUCAUCAUAACAACCUAUUCAAUCAAAAAAUUAUCUGAGGUAACUUCUAGUUUUGUCUCUGUGUUGGCCUAGAUAUUCUGUCGUAUCAGUCAGAAAUCCCAGUCACUGACAGGACUACAUACUACGAGGAGUUUAAUCACUGAAACCAGUUGUAAAUUUGCUGGAGACAGUGUAUUGCCACUCCACUUUUACUGGUCACUAAAGAAGAAAUGUUUCCAAAGGUAGAUCACCAGAACACAGACGUGGUAUGGGUGGAGAGUCAUAGCUACAGUUUAAAUAUGUCAGAAACCAAAUAUCCUAAAACUCAUUCCAAAGACUACAGGCAAAGUAUCUGGAGACACCAAUACUCAUACAGUGAACUGCAUGCACACAAAAAAAGUUCCAGCAAAUCCUAUUUUAUCAUUCAUCAACUAAUGAAGUGUAACUAAACACAUUCAGACACAUUUGUUUUUGUUUAUUGUAAUCUGUGAGAGAGAUGGCAAAGGGUAAUGGCUUUGACUUUGUAAAAGGCCUUCUAACUACAUAAACGGUGUAUUUAAGCUAUAGUAUGUUGCUUGAUCUCUAACUUUGCUGUACUGAACUGUAAUUGCAUUUCUCGAGAAUAGACUGUUCCUGUUUGCCUUUGAUAUUAUCUAUUAAUGUGUAGAAGAUAUAAAGUAACGUUUGCAUGCAUACAAUUGGACUGGGGUUGGAAAGAGCGGAGGUUUGUGUAUCUUGUCCAGAAGAGGACCGUUAUACUAAAACACUGAAGUGAUCAAAGAACUGAAAUAUAGAGUUUCAACCAAUUAAAAUGAUCAGUCACAUUGUAAAUGUUUACCUGAUGACAAUGUACACAUUGUAAUACAUCAAUUAAAACACUUUAGAAACAA